Molecule: messenger RNA, 1925 nt
Organism: Nicrophorus vespilloides
Lineage: Eukaryota; Metazoa; Arthropoda; Insecta; Coleoptera; Silphidae
Product: monocarboxylate transporter 12
Exons: 8
Coding region: 51-1400 (449 amino acids)
Biological process (GO): monocarboxylic acid transport; transmembrane transport
Molecular function (GO): monocarboxylic acid transmembrane transporter activity
Source: RefSeq, a predicted model, not a curated record
AAGAUCGCCAGUUGUAAUCCGAGUGUCGAAAUGUAAGGUUUAAAAGCGAGAUGGCAAAUUAUCGGAAGGAACCGCCGGAUGGAGGAUGGGGCUGGAUUAUUGUUAUUGGUGUGGCCCUCACCAACAUGGUGAAUCAAUCUUUGGUGUCACUAUUUGGUUUGCUGUUUGGAGAGGAAAUAGAAGCUAUGGGUCAUGGAACUAUGGGGGUUGCACUAGUUAUGAACAUAUGUAGUAUGGUGACGAAUUUCUCGGGAAUAGUGACGGGGCCUUUACUGAAGAAUUACAGUCCCAGGCUUGUGACAUUUAUCGGAGUGCUGCUCACAUCGACUGGAUUGAUUUUAUCCAGCUUCGCCACGAAUCUCGCACAUUUAAUAAUAACUUACAGCCUCUUCACUGGUUUGGGCUUUGGGUUGAUCAUGCCGGCGACCUUCCUGGCUGUGAAAACAUACUUCGAUAAAAAAAGGAGUCAAGCUGUCGGCCUAUCCAUGGCUGGGACAGGAAUUGGACAGAUGCUGAUGCCACAGCUCGUCCGAUACCUUCUGGACGAGUAUGGUUACAAAGGUGCUACCUUUAUCCUAGGCGCACUAUCCUUGCACGGGCUGGUCGGAUCACUUCUAUUCCAACCUGUCCAGUGGCAUGAGAAGAAGGUGGAAGUUGAUGAAACAACAAGUUUGCUGUCCGCCGCUCCAAGUAUUGCUAAAAAACCAGACUCCGUCGUCGAAGUUCCCAGCAAAAGCAAGAGUCAAUUGGAAAACGCAGAAAUAAGCACUUGUGUAAGGAUUUGGAAGAAGAUAUGUCAGAUUCUAGAUUUAGAUUUGCUGCUGGAUGGUGUGUUCAUCAAUAUAAUCAUUGGUUUAGCCGUGGUGUAUACAGCUAGUAUAUCCUUCAGCAUGCUGUUCCCUUUCUACCUGCAGGAAGCAAGAGGCUUGAGUAGGUCAGAGACGGCGCUAAGCAUGUCCCUAUUAUCGGCUGCGGACAUCGUGGCCCGCCUCAGCAUUCCCUACUUGGCGUCCAAAUGUGGGAUGGGAAACCGAAUGACAUUCCUGGUUGGAGGCUUGAUGCUGGCCAUUUGCAGAUCACUUGUGGCGAUGCAGACCACCUUGGAAACUGUCCUAGUUGCAUCUGUCAUCUGCGGUUACGUCCGGGCAGCAACCGUCAUCAACCAAAACCUGACCGUUUCGGAAUACUGCACCAAUGAGAAGAAGUUGCCAGCAGCUUUAGGCCUCAACAUGGUUGCAAAAGGGAUCUUCGUCCUUACGGUCGGUCAGCUUUUCGGCUUCAUCAGGGAUUAUACUAAUAGUUAUAGUAUAUGUAUACAUGUACAGAGCAGUUGCAUGAUAGUCGUGAUGGUGAUCUGGGCUGUCGAGAUGAUGGUGAAGAGAAGCCGAUUAGAUGUUUAGCAAUUUAUGAAUCCUUGCGGAGCCGUAGCAGUUGGAGCCACUACCACCGCCGCCACCCCCGACUCCAAAACCAUCCAGGCCUUGCUGGCGUAUCGCUCGAGAAAAGAGGGGACGGCGUGUACAUUAUUUAUCCGCGGAAUAAGAGUGCAAAUCGGAUUUAUUAGGUUGUUGAAAACAAACGCUAAUUGUGUUUACUGCUCAAGGGUUGUAUAUGUAUAUAUCCGUCCAGAUUGGAGGAGAACCCCGAUACGCGAGAUGCAUGCCUAAGUAGGCAGGCCAGGCCAGGCCGUUUUCAUUUGCAAUACAUCUCGCAAUUUUUCCUCCGCUAAUUCCCAAGUUUGUAUUCCCAAAAGAAGUGUUCCUCCUUUACAAGAUUAGAGAAGCCGCGUGGACACUCCGGCGUCUGCAGCCAUUUCCCACUGACUCGUAAAUUACAUCCAUGGCCCACCCAGUACCCAAUAAGGAAGGAGACACCCGCACAUACAAAACACAUGCCAUUUGCAAAUAAAUUAUAUUACACAAUCA